AUAAAUAUGUACAUUUGCCGUCGGCAGUUCCCACUCACAAUACAAAUUCCAUUUUAGUGCAACUGCCAGUUUAUGUCUGCCACUUUGUGCCACUUCACUCACUAGCAAAUGUGGCAAGUAGUGUGCACUAGACAAUUUCGGCUCACAAUCUAUAAUUAAACCGUCUCUUUACCUUGAAAUUCACUUUUUAAAAUGGCUCAAACACACGAAUUUAAGGUCGCAAUGAGUUGCGAUGGUUGUUCGGGGGCUGUGGAGCGUGUUCUGAACAAACACAAAGAUAAGGGAAUUGAAAAUGUAGUUUGUGACUUGAAAGAGCAGACAGUCACAGUGAAAACAACAAUGACUUCUGAGGAGGUGUUGGAACUGAUCAAGAAGACUGGAAAAGCAUGUGAAUAUCUUAAGACAACAUAAAAUUCCAUGUCAAUCUGAUACAUCCAAUGAGGCAGCUGAAGCUAUCAACUAUUUCCUAUAAAAUGCAAUCAAUUAUAUGCAGAACUUUAUUUUCACAUUAAAUUAAAGAUUUAAAUAAAAUUAUUAUAGAGCAUAAA
This is a messenger RNA of Dalotia coriaria, 548 nucleotides long. It is a transcript of the gene Atox1, whose product is annotated as Antioxidant 1 copper chaperone. NCBI's taxonomy places the organism in Eukaryota, Metazoa, Arthropoda, Insecta, Coleoptera, Staphylinidae. The transcript is spliced from 4 exons. Gene Ontology annotation, biological process: copper ion transport. Bases 193 to 411 code for a protein of 72 amino acids. Gene Ontology annotation, molecular function: copper chaperone activity; metal ion binding. Gene Ontology annotation, cellular component: cytosol. The record is from RefSeq and is a predicted model, not a curated record.